Caenorhabditis angaria is the source of this 527-nucleotide messenger RNA. The record is from the annotation of a GenBank genome assembly. NCBI's taxonomy places the organism in Eukaryota, Metazoa, Nematoda, Chromadorea, Rhabditida, Rhabditidae.
AUGAUUUCCGGAUUUUCGGCGAUUCAAAAUGAUUGGAAUUAUUGUACGAGAAUGGAGCUGGAAAUUGGUGUGAAAUGCGCAAAAGUUGGUUUUUUUUGGGGAAAAAAUGUGUUUUUCUAGCUGGAGAAAACAGAAAAAAAUAAAUUUGUUAAUAAAAAUCAGGUGCUCUAAUUUUCAGACUUUAGUGAUCUGAAAAAUCUGAAAUCAAGUUUUUUUCUGAAAAUUUUGAAAAUUUCUUUAACGUUCAGAAACCAGAAAACUAAUUUUUUACCAAAAAAGUUCUUGAACUUAAAACCUGAAAUUAAAUUUUCUAUUUAUGAGAAAUUGAACUUUCACCAGAUCUUUUUUUUUACACCAAAAAAAAUAAAUUCAAAACCUUUCAGAUUUCCCAAAAAAUCACCAGCUCAAAUCAAUCAAUAUUCUGCGUGGAAUUAGAAAAAUGCCUAAUCGAUUUAGCUUGUCCAGAAGGCCGUGAAUUUGCUGAAAGUCUGCUGGAUGAAAUUCAACCUUUUUGUGAGAAAAAUUGA